AUUUUAGAUGUCAGAAUGUAUUUACAGAUUGUAGAAUGAGGAGCAAUUUGUUGAGGAACCAAAAAAAACUAGUCAAAAUCAAAAAAGGUAUAAGUCUUAGCAUCCAGGAAAUCUUCCUCCUUCCUAUUCUACUUUUAACACAAAAAAUACAACUCUUAGUAUUAAUAAUAUCAAUGGCAAUAAAAUACUACAUAAAGGCUAUUUAAAGCAUCAUGCAUUGUGGGGAAAACCAAAAAACUUUGAAGUUACUGAUGAGUUGAUGUUUCCUCUAGGUCUUAUUAAACCUGAAGAUUGUGCUCUUAAAAAACCAAAUAUUCCUAAUCAUUUUAAACAGAAGGUUGACAUGGACAAAUUCAAAGAGUAUUUAGAGGCUAAACCCAAACGACCUAAGUCUGCUGGACAGAAACCUAAAUAAAUGGAUUACUUCAAAAAGGAUACUUUUGGCAAAGUUCCUGAAUACUUAGAAAAGAUGAAAAAUGACAAAUUAGAAAAAUAAAGAGAAGAAGAGGAGGAGAUCAGAAGGAAGAAGAAGGAAAAGGAGGAUCAAAAAGUUAAGAAGGGAGAUGUAUUCAAAAUAAUGUAACAGCUUCUUCAAAAGAAGGAGGAACUACUCAAAGAAUUUGCUCAAUAUAGUCAUAAAAGAGAUAUGACUCAGUAAACAAAGCUUAAGUAAAUAAAAUAUAGAUAAGUAGAAAGGAAGAAUUAGAAAAGAGGUUAAAUUAAAUGGAUGGAGACAUAAAAAAGUUGGAAAGACUUUACAAUCAUUGA
Messenger RNA from Paramecium octaurelia, 768 nucleotides. Lineage: Eukaryota; Ciliophora; Oligohymenophorea; Peniculida; Parameciidae. The record is from the annotation of a GenBank genome assembly.